GCAGCAGUCGCAUCGCUGACUAGUGUUAGCAUCCCUCAUCAAUAUAGCAUUGUAUUAAAGGGACUGGACGUGUACACAGGUCACACGGCAUGAGUUUUGUGGAAUACAAAGAGCAAAUAGAAGAUGGUGACACAGCCAUUGUCUUUCUGGGACAUGACUCCAUGUUCCCAGUGACUAUCAAACAUGGAAGCCAGACACAGACUAAAUAUGGGGUCAUCAGACACUCCACCGACCUUAUUGGAAAGAAGUUUGGCUCCAAGGUGACCUGCAGCAAAGGAGGAUGGGUGUACAUUCUGUAUCCAACCCCAGAGCUCUGGACCAUGAACCUGCCUCAUCGAACUCAAAUCCUUUAUUCUACUGACAUCUCGAUGAUCACAAUGAUGUUGGAACUAAAGCCGGGCUCGGUCGUCUGUGAGUCAGGUACUGGAAGUGGCUCGCUUUCCCAUGCCAUAAUUCGUACAGUGGCACCCACGGGUCACUUGUACACUGUGGAGUUCCACCAGCAGAGAGCUGAGAAGGCAACCGAGGAGUUCAGUCAGCACAAAGUGGAUCAUCUGGUAACCGUGAAGAAUCAGGAUGUGUGUAAGAACGGUUUUGGAGUAUCUCAUGUUGCAGAUGCUGUGUUCCUGGAUAUACCAUCACCCUGGGAGGCCAUCGGUCAUGCAAAAGAUGCUUUAAAGAUUGAAGGUGGUAGAGUGUGCUCCUUCUCCCCAUGCAUUGAGCAAGUACAGAGAACCUCUCUAGCCCUGGUGGAACAUGGCUUCACAGAGAUCAACACCCUGGAAAUCCUCCUGCGUGUUUAUGAUGUGAGAGGCAUCAGUCUUCCAAUCCCAGAUUUCGGGACGCCUGCCGAGGAGAAAGGAGAACGUUCAGACGCCGAUAAGUCCAAACGGUUCCCCGCUUCCCAGCCAGGCAUGGCACAUUUUAAAAGCGGCGUAUCGCCCAGAGAAAUGGUGGGUCACACCGGGUACCUGACCUUUGCCACCAAGAGUUUAUUUUAGGAUUUUCCCUUUUUGUAGCAUUGAGCUUGUGCACAUCUGUGUGGAGAAAGCUCCAUAUAUAGCCAGACUCGGCUGAAGAAUGCAUUUAUGUAAACACAUUCACUCUGAAUGGCAGAGACUGAACCGAAAACGUUACAGUACGCAUCAGCAGCUCUGCCAGGGAAUGAAGACAAAUCGUCUUGCUGCAGCCAUU
Messenger RNA from Nanorana parkeri, 1194 nucleotides. RefSeq names its product tRNA methyltransferase 61A (gene TRMT61A). NCBI's taxonomy places the organism in Eukaryota, Metazoa, Chordata, Amphibia, Anura, Dicroglossidae. Gene Ontology annotation, biological process: tRNA methylation. The coding region runs from base 90 to 1001 and encodes 303 amino acids. The record is from RefSeq and is a predicted model, not a curated record. The transcript is spliced from 4 exons. Gene Ontology annotation, cellular component: nucleus; tRNA (m1A) methyltransferase complex.